AUGCUGCACGAGCGGACGGUGCGGCUGCAGUACGGAAGCCGCGUGGAGGCCGUGUACGUGCUGGGCACCUACCUCUGGACCGAUGUCUACAGCGCAGCCCCAGCCGGGGCCCAGACCUUCAGCCUGAAGCACUCGGCGCGCGUGCGGGUGGAGGUGGUGCGUGACGGGCAGGCCGAGGAAGUGGUCACCAACGGUAAACAGCGCUGGCCUCUCUCACCCACCACCACGCUGCGGCUCACCAUGAGCCAGGCGAGCACCGAGGCCAGCAGCGACAAGGUCACCGUCAACUACUAUGACGAGGAGGAGAAUACCCCCGUCGACCAGGCCGGGCUCUUCCUCACGGCCAUUGAGAUCUCCCUGGAUGUGGAUGCGGACCGGGACGGUGUGGUGGAGAAGAACAACCCGAAUAAGGCAUCCUGGACCUGGGGCCCUGAGGGCCAGGGGGCCAUCCUGCUGGUGAACUGUGACCGCGACACGCCCUGGUUGCCCAAGGAGGACUGCCACGACCAGAAGGCCUACAGCAAGGAAGACCUCAAGGACAUGUCCCAGAUGAUCCUGAGGACCAAAGGCCCGGAGCACCUCCCCGCCGGAUACGAGAUAGUUCUCUACAUUUCCAUGUCGGACUCGGACAAAGUGGGCGUGUUCUACGUGGAGAACCCGUUUUUCGGCCAGCGUUACAUCCACAUCCUGGGCCGGCGGAAGCUCUACCACGUGGUCAAGUACACGGGCGGCUCCGCGGAGCUGCUGUUCUUCGUGGAAGGCCUGCGAUUCCCCGACGAGGGCUUCUCCGGCCUGGUCAACAUCCACGUCAGCCUGCUGGAGUAUAUGGCCGAGGGGAUUCCGCUGACACCCAUCUUCACGGACACCGUGCUGUUCCGGAUUGCUCCAUGGAUCAUGACCCCCAACAUCCUGCCUCCCGUGUCAGUGUUUGUGUGCUGCAUGAAGGACAAUUACCUGUUCCUCAAAGAGGUGAAGAACCUGGUUGAGAAAACCAACUGUGAACUGAAGGUUUGCUUCCAGUACAUGAACCGAGGCGACCGCUGGAUCCAGGAUGAAAUUGAGUUUGGCUACAUCGAGGCCCCCCAUAAAGGCUUCCCCGUGGUGCUGGACUCCCCCCGAGAUGGAAACCUGAAGGACUUCCCAGUGAAGCAACUCCUGGGCCCAGAUUUCGGCUAUGUGACCCGGGAGCCCCUCUUUGAGACUGUCACCAGCCUUGAUUCUUUUGGGAACCUGGAGGUCAGUCCCCCAGUGACCGUGAACGGCAAGAGAUACCCCCUGGGCCGGAUCCUCAUCGGGAGCAGCUUUCCUCUGUCCGGCGGUCGGAGGAUGACCAAGGUGGUGCGGGACUUCCUGCAGGCCCAGCAGGUGCAGGCGCCCGUGGAGCUCUACUCCGACUGGCUGACCGUGGGCCACGUGGACGAGUUCAUGACCUUCGUCCCCAUCCCGGAGACAAAGCAAUUCCUGAUGCUCAUGGCCAGCACCUCGGCCUGCUACAAGCUCUUCCGAGAGAAGCAGAGAGAGGGCUAUGGGGAGUCCAUCAUGUUCAAAGGCUUGGGCGGGAUGAGCAGCAAGCGCAUCACCAUCAACAAGAUUUUGUCCAGUGAGAGCCUCGUGCAGGAGAACCAGUACUUCCAGCGCUGCCUGGACUGGAACCGCGACAUCCUCAAGAAGGAGCUCGGGCUGACAGAGCAGGACAUCAUCGAUCUGCCCGCUCUGUUCAAGAUGGAUGAGAACCGCCAGGCCAGAGCCUUCUUCCCGAAUAUGGUGAACAUGAUCGUGCUCGACAAGGACCUGGGCAUCCCCAAGCCGUUCGGGCCGCAGGUGGAGGAGGAGUGCUGCCUGGAGACGCACGUGCGCUCCCUGCUGGAGCCCCUGGGCUUCUGCUGCACCUUCGUCGACGACAUUUCCGCCUACCACAAGUUCCUGGGCGAGGUCCACUGCGGCACCAACGUCCGCAGGAAGCCCUUCGCCUUCAAGUGGUGGCACAUGGUGCCCUGA
Equus caballus (horse) is the source of this 1998-nucleotide messenger RNA. It is a transcript of the gene PADI2, whose product is annotated as peptidyl arginine deiminase 2. NCBI's taxonomy places the organism in Eukaryota, Metazoa, Chordata, Mammalia, Perissodactyla, Equidae. Gene Ontology annotation, biological process: chromatin remodeling. Gene Ontology annotation, cellular component: cytoplasm; nucleus. The record is from RefSeq and is marked inferred. Gene Ontology annotation, molecular function: calcium ion binding; histone arginine deiminase activity.